AUGGAGCCGGGAGAAAGGAAGAGGCUCUCGCCCGCUUCGCUGGAAGGAGACCCGAGAGAAGAGAACAAAUUAAAACAAGGAAUUUCCCAAGACUUGACUUCUUCCCCCAAAUUAGACAGAUACAAAAUAGCAAGACAAUUAACAGAAAAGGCCAUCAAGGAAAAGAAGAUUUUCUCCAUCUAUGGGCACUACCCAGUGAUACGGGCCACCCUUCGAAGAAAGGGCUGGGUGGAGAAGAAGUUCCACUUUCUGCCCAAGGUCGUCCCAAAUGCAGACAAUGACAGCGCGGGGGUGCCUGAACAUAAAUGUGCUGAAGGCAAAGAAAACCAAGAAGAGGCUUUGGAGAAGACAGAUGACAUCCAUGAUGUGAUGUCCAGGUUGGUAAAAAACGAAAUGCCGUACUUCCUCUGGACUAUCAAAAGGGACGUCAUUGACUAUCACAGCCUGAGCGGUGACCAGAUGCUGAAUCACUACGGGAAGACAGCUUCCUUCACCACCAAGAUCGGGCUGUGUGUGAACAUGAGGAGCCUGCCAUGGUAUGUCCAAGCCAACCCUGACUCCUUCUUCCCGCGCUGUUACUGCCUCUGCACUGAGAGCGAGAAGCAGGAGUUCCUGGACGACUUCCGGCGCACAGUGGCCUCCAGCAUCCUCAAGUGGGUGGUGAGCCAGCAGAACUACAGCGGAGGCAAACCCAGCAUCAAGGGGGAGGCCUGCGAGCCGGGCUCCGGCAGCAAGAAAGCUUCCGAGAAUGCCAAGUCCAAGCUCACGGGCCUCUCGGGACAGCUCGUGGACACCGCGUGCAAGGUGUGCCAGGCCUACCUGGGGCAGCUGGAGCAUGAGGACAUCGACGUCUCUGAGGACACCACCAAGGACCUCACGGAGGACGAGUGGAAGGACCUGACAGAGCAGUACUACUCCCUCCUUCAUGGUGAGGCGUUCAUCUCCGAUUCGAGAAAUCACUUUUCGCAGUGCCAGGCUCUGCUGAAUAAAAUCACGUCUGUGAACCCUCAGACGGAGAUCGACGGGCUUCGGAACAUCUGGAUCAUAAAGCCGGCGGCCAAGUCCCGCGGCCGAGGCAUCGUGUGCAUGAACCGAGUGGAGGAGAUCCUGGAGCUGGUCGCUGCAGACGACCUCUCUGCCAAGGACAACAAGUGGGUGGUGCAGAAGUACAUCGAGACCCCACUGCUCAUCUAUGACACCAAGUUCGACAUCAGGCAGUGGUUCCUGGUCACUGACUGGAACCCCCUGACCAUCUGGUUCUACAAGGAGAGCUACCUGCGGUUUUCCACGCAGCGCUUCUCCCUGGAGAAUCUGGACAGCGCCAUCCACUUAUGCAACAACUCCAUCCAGAAGCACCUGAAGAACGACAAGGGCCGCAGCCCCCUGCUGCCCUACCACAACAUGUGGACCAGCACCAGGUUCCGGGAGUACCUGCAGAAGAGGGGCCGCAGGGCCAUGUGGGCCAGCGUCAUCUACCCCGCCAUGAAGCGGGCCAUCGCCAACACCAUGAGGGUGGCCCAGGACCACGUGGAACCGCGCAAGAACAGCUUCGAGCUGUACGGGGCCGACUUCAUCCUGGGGCGCGACUUCCAGCCCUGGCUGAUCGAGAUCAACUCCAGCCCCACCAUGCACGCGUCCACGCCCGUCACGGCCCAGCUGUGCGCCCAGGUGCAGGAGGACACCAUCAAGGUGGUCGUGGACCGCAAGAUCGACCGCAACUGCGACAUCGGCAAUUUCGAGCUGCUGUGGAGACAGCCUUCUGUGGAGCUGCCACCCUUCCACGGGUCCGACCUUUGCGUGGAAGGCGUUAGCGUGAGGAGAGCCAAGAAGCAGAUGCCGCCCAUUUCCAACGUGAAUUUUUCAUCUUCCCUCUUGGACACUCAGCCCCUAAAAGGGAGGUGCCCCUCGGCCAUGCCAAACCAGCCUCUAGGGCCUCCACACUCGGCUCUCCAGCAAGACUCGAAACUGAAAGAUGCAAAGGUACUUCCUUGCACCUUGCCUGUGCCCCUCAGGAGGUCGGCUGAGACAGGCUGUAAAGUGCAGUCCGCCAACGCCGAGUCUGGCGGGAAGAUAGAGUUCCCCACUUGUAAUUUUCAACACAUAGACAGUAAGGCCCCGAAAACUGGUCUGACCAAAGCCGAGUCCAACAAACACUGGGAUCCAAACAUGCUGAAUGAGCACCCACUGCCGUCCGUGCUUCCGAGCGUGAAGACAGUAGAGGGCGCUCUGUUUCAGCCACCCAAACCACCAGGUGCCAGCGAUCCCUGGGCUCUUGCCUUCAGUUUUCUGAAUUUCCUGGUGGAGCUGACCGUGCGUGGCCUGGGAGCCUGA
Messenger RNA from Neomonachus schauinslandi (Hawaiian monk seal), 2331 nucleotides. It is a transcript of the gene TTLL8, whose product is annotated as tubulin tyrosine ligase like 8. The record is from RefSeq and is a predicted model, not a curated record. Gene Ontology annotation, cellular component: cilium. Gene Ontology annotation, biological process: protein polyglycylation; cilium assembly; cilium movement. Gene Ontology annotation, molecular function: protein-glycine ligase activity, initiating. Lineage: Eukaryota; Metazoa; Chordata; Mammalia; Carnivora; Phocidae. The transcript is spliced from 13 exons. The coding region runs from base 1 to 2331 and encodes 776 amino acids.